UAAUGUGAUAGUUUCAAGUAUCCAGAGACCCUUCUGCUCUCGUACAAAUGCACCCAUUCAAAUUUAAAUGCUCACAAAUAACCACCAAGCUGACGAAAGUUAGUGGAGUCGAGUAGCUGGGCUAGAGCCUAAUAAACAUUACCAGAGACCUGAAAGUGUACUGAAACGACAAGAAUUGAAAGCAAAAAUGUAAUCGUUUUGUGAAAGAUUGUCACGAAGAAAUUGGAUAUCGGACUUGUCAACCAGCUGCAUCGUCACCGCGGCAACCUGUUUAUUUGUUGCGCCAUAGAUAAUGUCAGAAGUAGAAGAAACAUUUAAAAGAUUGUUAGCACACAAAGGAGUCAUUGGUGCAAUUAUUGUAAGCUCAGAUGGGAUCGCAGUAAGAACUUCCAUGGACAACAGUACCACAAAUCAUUACUGUGGUCUUAUUCAACAGUUGGUAGCAAAAUCUCGUUCUGCCGUUCGUGAUUUAGAUCCAUCUAAUGAUUUAACAUUCCUGCGUAUACGGAGUACUCGAAAUGAAAUUAUGGUUGCACCAGAUCGUGAUUACAGUCUCAUCGUUAUACAGGAAACAAGCACAGAAUAAAACGUUUUGUUUUUAUAUGGUUUUAGAUCUUUAAAGAAAACAAUAAUAUUUAUGCUUAAUAACUAACGGUAACUUAACUUUAUGGUUUUUUGGUGUUAUGAAUCCAUUUUUUUAAAUGGCUGUUAUUGUCAUUCUAUAGAACUAAUAAAUCGGUUGGUUAAUAAUGUCAU
Messenger RNA from Schistosoma spindalis, 756 nucleotides. The record is from the annotation of a GenBank genome assembly. NCBI's taxonomy places the organism in Eukaryota, Metazoa, Platyhelminthes, Trematoda, Strigeidida, Schistosomatidae.